This is a messenger RNA of Melanaphis sacchari, 1748 nucleotides long. RefSeq lists its product as uncharacterized. Lineage: Eukaryota; Metazoa; Arthropoda; Insecta; Hemiptera; Aphididae. The record is from RefSeq and is a predicted model, not a curated record. The coding region runs from base 322 to 1581 and encodes 419 amino acids. The transcript has 2 exons.
GUAUCGUAUCGCGUAAUCAUUAUUUUGGCAUUAUCAGUUUUCGGCAUCGGUUCGGCGUUUUCCUGUUUCUUUUUCGUCCGAUUAGUAGCUUGUAUUUUAAAUACUUACAGUAUUGAGUAUACGUCAUUAUCCCCCAAGCAAAAAAUUCGUUUAUUUUGUUUCAAUUUUUCACUAUUCAAGUAAAAUAAAAUAUAUAUUGUGAUUCAUUUUUUAAUGUAAUUGUUAAAUGUUGUACUUUUUAUUUUGAAUUAUAUAUCUACUACCUAUUUAUUUAAAAGAAUCUAUUCGUAUACAAACACUGAUCCUUGGUGCAAUGAUGUCAUGUUAACCAACAACGAAUUGUUAUUACUAGCAUUAUUAGCUGAAGACUCCUCACUUAACCAUCUUGAAUGGACUGCAAUUUUGCUGCUGUUAAAUACCCAAAAUCAACUAUCUGAAUGUAGUUCUUCAUCGUUAUCAUCACAUCAGUCGAUGGAACAACGCCCAUACUUUGGCCAACGGGACGGUCAUAUUAGAGAUGCAUUACUGGAAAAAGAGCUGGAGUGGUUGGCCAAGGAAGACCGUGGAAAAAGAUUACGUGUUGAUAGACAAACGUUUCACAAGUUAUUGUCAAAAUUACACCCAUAUAUGACUAAAGUCAAAAAUGGACUAAAAGUGAGUGCUGCAAGGCGUUUGACAGCAACUCUUAGAUUUCUAGGUACCAGCUCUACAUUACAAGAAAUUAAGGUUGACACCCACAUAUCACCUCAAAUGUUAGCAAAGAUCAUUGUAGAAACUUGUGACUGUAUUAUAGAAGCACUCAAAGACUACAUUAAGUGUCCUCAAACUGAAGAAGAAUGGAUGCUAGUGUCAACAACUUUUGAACGUACUACAAGAUUUCCAUCAUGCUUAGGUGCAGCAUGUGCGCGUCAUAUUGAACUACGUAAGGCAUCUAAAGCAGAUUCUGAUUAUCUAAAUGAACGCCGUCGACCCAGUGUCUUACUCUCAGCCGUAGUGGAUUCCAACUAUGAGUUCCUCUUAGUUGAUACAUGCCCAAGUGGACAUCUUUCUGAAGAUAAUCCACCAAAUACAAUUUUAGAACGCAAAUUGAGAAUGACAAAGUUACCAUGUCAGGUAAAUUCUAAUCAGUUACCUUAUGUAUUUGUAGCUGAUGAAUGUUUUAAGCUUCAAGAAAAUUUUAUGGUGCCCUACAGAGCAGUAAAUGAUAAAGGUGGCGAUGCUAAUAAACUAUUUAAUAGGCAAUUAAUUAGAGCCAAUCAAAGGGCUGCCAAAACUCUAGCCAUUAUGGCAUGGAGAUUUGGCGUAUUGCAAACGCCUGUUAACUUAGAAGCAAAAAAAGUACAAAUCAUUGUUAAAGCCUGCUGUUAUCUUCAUAAUUUUUUUAAGCGUGAAAGUGCUUAUUAUAUAGACAGUAAUAUGGAAGCUGUUAUCAAAGCAGAUAUGGCUCCAAUUGUGUGGGGUCCAAAUACUACAGUCAUACCUCACAUCAAUAAUUGUGAUAGUGACCCACAAUAUGUGAGAGAUAGUUUUUCAAAAUAUUUAUAUACACUAUCUAAACACCAAACACGUGUCUGUAAAUAAUUUAAUAUUCAUAAAACCUUUCAGUUGAUUUUUAUAGUUCAUUUAUCUAGUAUUAAACAUAGUACUGAUUAUUUUAUACUAGUCUAUUUGAAAUUUUACAAUUAGUAAAAUUAUCAAACUUUAAACUAUUUUUUGUGUAAUAUAAAUAUACUUGAUGUAUAAUGUUA